AGGCUCCAGUGGAGAUCACUUCCAUUGAAAACUUUUGUAAAUCCUGCAUAGCUUAGUGGGUUUUGAAAGUAGCAGAGUAGCAGCAGUGAGGGCCUGUGCUGUCUCAGGUGGUCUUGGAGGCCUGGCAUUCCAUGCAGGUAAUUGAGGAAAGAUUCGCAUGCCCGCAGCCGGCCUGGCUGCCCCGGCCCGCGCCCCCGCUGCCGCUCCAACUUUACUCGCAGACCGCGCGGGGGUUCUCUGCUGCGGAGCCGGCGAGGCGCAGGCGGGACCCUGGUGCCGGCCUCGCUCGCCACCUCCUGCUGGAGGGCACCUUCCUUAACAAUGCCAGAGGAUGGAGCGGGUACGCGGGGCAGGAAGCCGUUCCGGGGUUUAAUCUUCCCUUCAGCAUUCCAGGAGGGAAUGGAGUCGAGUGUAGGUUCCGGGGCAUUUUCCGAUCAGAGCGAGUGCAGGAAAUGCCAGUGCUCCCCACUGCAGGGAGAAGAGGCUCAUUUCUUCAGCAGUCACUCCUAGGCCUGGUUUCUGAUCGCCCCCUCGCCGGCCCUGGUGGGAGGAGGUGCCUCUCUCCCCGCAGCCCUGCGCCCGAAAACCUCGCUCACCAGUAGCUGGUGGCCUUUGGGACCGAGAGUGAUUCUUAGAUUGUUUCUGUGCGCCCAGUUCCCAUCCCUGUGGGCCGGUUGGGAGCGAGCAGUUCUGUGGGAAGGGGAAUGUGUCUUGUUGACGGAAGCAUUCAUCGCUUUGGCCGCUAGCAUCUCUGGGGGUGAGAGCUUCUGCUCCUGGAUGUAGGCCUUGUCGGCUCUUACCGAAGCGACAGGGUUGAGCUGUGGUUUGUGGAAAUGCUCGCUGGUUCUCUUUCCACUUUGCUUGCUAACACUUGCAGAGUGUGUGCCCCUGGAACCUAGGGAGGUUUCAGCAGAGCAGUGCCAUUUUGUAAUCUUGUGUAUGGAGAUGUCCAGUCUGACUGCAUUUGCUUGUUUAAGAAGAUCAACCAAUUUCUGGAAAGUUACCAGAUUAAUUGUUAACUUUAUAUGAGC
Molecule: messenger RNA, 1031 nt
Organism: Chinchilla lanigera (long-tailed chinchilla)
Lineage: Eukaryota; Metazoa; Chordata; Mammalia; Rodentia; Chinchillidae
Source: RefSeq, a predicted model, not a curated record